Molecule: messenger RNA, 1186 nt
Organism: Pungitius pungitius (ninespine stickleback)
Lineage: Eukaryota; Metazoa; Chordata; Actinopteri; Perciformes; Gasterosteidae
Product: dehydrogenase/reductase SDR family member 13-like
Exons: 6
Coding region: 173-1126 (317 amino acids)
Source: RefSeq, a predicted model, not a curated record
ACAGCAGCAGAAGUUUCAGCUGAACGAUGAGGACCGAGAGCGGAACCGGUCCAACCGGACCGGGCCGAGGCACCCCGCCCCGGGCAGGUAGAACCGGCCCGGCGGGUGAGUCCCGCCAGGUGUAUAAGAGGCGGUCCGCGGGCCUCGGCGUGCUCCUCACUCCGCUGAGACCAUGUUCCACCUGCUGCUGCUGGCCGCCGCGCUGCUCGCAGCUUACCUGUUCCUCACGCGGACCCUCUUCAGGAGCUCCAGGUGCGAAGGGAACGCGGCGAUGGACGGCAAGACCGUCAUCAUCACAGGAGGAAACACCGGCAUCGGUAAAGCCACGGCGCUGCACCUCGCCAGCAGGGGCGCCAGGGUGGUCCUGGCCUGCAGGAACCGGGAGAAGGCGGAGCGCGCCAUGGCAGAAAUACGGCAGGAAACGGGAAGCACCAACGUGCUCUUCAUGCAGCUGGACCUCGCCAGUCUGAAGUCGGUCCGCAGCUUCUCAGAGAGGUUCCUGAAAACUGAGCCCAGGUUGGACCUGCUCAUCAACAACGCUGGUCUGGUGGCUGACGGACGGACGGAAGACGGCUUCGGCAUCGAGUUCGGGGUGAACCACCUGGGUCACUUCCUGUUGACCUACCUGCUGGUGGAGCGCCUGAAGGAGGGGGGUGGAGGACGCGUGGUGACCGUGUCCUCCAUGGCGUACCGAUGGGGACACGUCGACCCCGAGGCUCUGGCGGUGAACAGACACCUGGGCACCGGACGCUACAGCUGGCAGUUCUUCCAGGCGUACUGCAACAGCAAGCUGUGCAACGUGCUCUUCACCCACGAGCUCGCCAAGAGGCUCAAAGGAUCCAACGUCACCUGCUACAGCGUCCACCCAGGUGUGGUGCGCACCGAGCUGUCCCGUAACGUGGGCCUGUGGCAGAAGGUCUUCAUCGAGCCCAUCGCCCGGCUGCUCUUCCUGGAGCCGGAGGCCGGAGCUCAGACCACGCUGCACUGCUCCCUGCAGGAGGGCAUCGAACCGCUGAGCGGACGCUACUUCUCCUGCUGCGCCGCAGAGGAGGUGCAGCCCCGCGGCCGGGACGACGCCGUGGCCCGGAAGCUGUGGGACGUCAGCGAGCGUCUCUGUGGACUCUGAGGAGGACCUUCUCCUCUCCUCCACUGUAGUGUGAGGCCUUUCCUUCAUGAAUAAAGUGGU